AUGUUCCGCGACGACUCCUUCCAUCCCUCCUCCUCUCAACCCCGCCAAUCCCCGCCACCAUCUCCAACGACGCGCCAGGACGAGGCAAACAACCUCGACGACGUAUUCGGGUCCGCCCCGUCAUCUCCCACUCUCUCCUAUGCCACGAGAUCUACCCGCAAUGAUGAGCCCUCUGAGGUCCCCCGACUGCGGUCUGCGCAUAGCACUGCUGGAUACCGAGACGGCAUAACGACUGCGAAAGGCACGACCAUUCAAGAAGGAUUUGACGAGGGGUUUGGCCUGGGCGCAACUAUGGGCUUGAGGAUAGGUUCCAUUCUAGGGACAUUGGAGGGGAUCUAUGCUGCAGUUGCGAAACCAGACACCAAGCGUGCCCCAGCUCUGGAUGAAGGUGGAGUCCAAAUUGGCACUGGAGCUCAACCAGAGACUGAGAGGCUGAAGGCUUUGGUCGUGAAGGCACGCAGUGAUCUACGUACCGAAGGUGUCUUCAGCAGACAGUACUGGGGCGAAGACGGCAUCUGGGUAUAUGAUGUAAUAGAAAGUGGUGGUGGGUGGAAGGACGUCGUGGAUGCACACCCUUUGAUUCAGUCCUGGGAGGCUGUGGUUGCAGAAGAGGUGACCAAGGUCAACUUAGACACGAGUGUCAUGGACAGAACGGAAGUGAAGAGGCUGGGCGAAGACGAUGAGGCAGUUAACAGGAGCUGA
Molecule: messenger RNA, 702 nt
Organism: Pseudogymnoascus verrucosus
Lineage: Eukaryota; Fungi; Ascomycota; Leotiomycetes; Thelebolales; Thelebolaceae
Gene: YAE1
Product: Essential protein Yae1, N terminal
Exons: 1
Coding region: 1-702 (233 amino acids)
Source: RefSeq, a predicted model, not a curated record